CAUGCAGAGCUACAAGUACGACAAGGCGAUCGCGCCGGAGAGCAAGAAUGGGGGCAGCCCGGCGCUCAACAACAACCCGGCCAAGGGCAGCAGCAGGAAAGCGCUGCUCGUCUGCCUCGACUGCCUCUGCCUCGUCAUGGCUGGGCUGCCCUUCCUGAUCAUCGAAACAAGCACAAUCCAACCCUAUCAGCGGGGCUUCUACUGCGACGAUGACAGUAUCAAAUACCCUCAGAAAAAGAUCGAGACGAUCAACGAUGCGGUGCUGUGUGCUGCGGGCAUCCUCAUCACCAUCCUCGCCAUUAUAACGGGCGAGCUCUACCGGAUCCACUACCUGAAGGAGAAGUCGCGCUCCUUCAUCCAGAACCCCUACGUGGCGGCGCUCUACAAGCAAGUGGGCUGCUUCGUUUUUGGCUGCGCCAUCAGCCAGUCCUUCACAGACAUUGCCAAGGUGUCCGUGGGGCGCCUGCGGCCCCAUUUCCUGGACGUUUGCAAUCUCGAUUUCUCGACAAUCAACUGCGCCAAGGGGGUUUACAUUCAGAACUACACUUGCCGGGGCAACGACAGCUCAGUGCAGGAGGCCAGGAAGUCCUUCUUCUCGGGCCACGCGUCCUUCUCCCUCUACACCAUGCUCUACUUGGUGUUUUACCUGCAGGCCAGGUUCACGUGGAAGGGAGCCCGGCUGCUUCGCCCGCUCCUGCAGUUCACGCUGCUCAUGAUGGCGUUUUACACGGGGCUGUCGCGCGUCUCCGACCACAAGCACCACCCCACCGACGUGCUGGCCGGCUUCGCCCAGGGAGCCCUGGUGGCCUACUGCGUGGUGUUUUACGUCUCAGAUCUCUUCAAACCCAAGACAAAGACUUGCCUGCCUCCGCCCCCCAUCCGGAAGGAGAUCCUUUCUCCUGUGGACAUCAUCGAACGGAAUAACCAUCACAACAUGGUGUAGACCUCUGGGGGAAAAAAAAAAAAAAGAAAUCCAACUUGUUUUUUAUUUUAUUUUUGAAUUUUUAAUUUUUUUUUGCAAAAAUGACUGCUGACAGCAACUACCUGCUGCUCUCAAAUCUCAUCAGACAGUAGAAUGUAGGGAGAGACUUUUUUUGCCCGACCGGUAAAGUCUUACUCUGUGGUCUUCUCAACUUGUGACGUUUGGAUGAAAAAGGGGGGGUGGGUUGUUCAACUAAGUCAAAAGCACCAGCGAGAAGCAAAAAAUGAAGCAAAACAGAAGAGCAAACACAAAAAAAGCACCGAACAAGCUGAGAGAGGUGCCGGAGUUCUGGAUGUGCAAUUGGUUUGAGUGUUCAUGUUGUAGUGAACGCCAAAUUGUUCAUAGCGUAAUGAACACUAAAACGGUUUUGUAAAGCUGGCCAUCUUAGGUUUUUUUUUUUUUUUU
Nothoprocta perdicaria is the source of this 1387-nucleotide messenger RNA. It is a transcript of the gene PLPP3, whose product is annotated as phospholipid phosphatase 3. The transcript is spliced from 6 exons. Gene Ontology annotation, molecular function: phosphatidate phosphatase activity. Gene Ontology annotation, biological process: phospholipid metabolic process; phospholipid dephosphorylation; canonical Wnt signaling pathway. The record is from RefSeq and is a predicted model, not a curated record. NCBI's taxonomy places the organism in Eukaryota, Metazoa, Chordata, Aves, Tinamiformes, Tinamidae. The coding region runs from base 2 to 943 and encodes 313 amino acids.